AAUUAAUGUACUUUUCUUGCAAAAAAUAUAGUUCAGCUAACAUAGUUGACCUCCUUAUACAGUUCUGAGAAGUUCACUCUAUUGAAUCAACUUCAAGAUUGAUUUUUUUUUCCAUUCAAAUUCCAGCCAAGUCGUUGGCAUUUGGAUGAUUUCAUACGUUCGACGACUUUGGCAUUUAGAUGAGCAAGGUUAUCAUACAAAAGUUCUGUGACUGCAAGCUUUCAAUCUUAACACUAGAAGAGGGUGGUUGUGUUCUUGCUUGUUGAAGAGCUUGGUUCACUUGAAAAUCCCAAAAGACACCUUAUUCUGUGUUAUUGCAUCUUAUUUAAUUGUUUAUCUUUAUAUUCCACAUUCUCUUUUUUCACGUCAUCACCUUGCCACCAUUUUUUAAUUUCUUUAUUGUCAUAUGACAGCUGAAGUCUCCUUUUAAGCAGAACCUUUCUAAAAUUUUCUCUUAUUUUCAACUAAGUCAUCAGUAUCAUCAGUAUUUCCUAGGUUUUGGCACUGUCGUUCAUUACUAUAUAGGGUUGCGCGGUGCCAUCUGCAUAUUCCCGUAGUAUUGUAUGAAUUAUGUCCAUCUUGUGUUCAGAUAUGCUUGGGAAAGUUUUAGUUGUCUUGUUGGUUGCAAGUUUAGCAUGGAUUUUCCAGGCCCUCCUACCUCCAACUCCUAGAAUCUGUGGCUCUCCUGGAGGUCCAGCAGUUGCUGGACCUCGAAUCAAACUUAAGGAUGGAAGACAUCUGGCUUAUAAGGAGCAUGGCGUGCCAAAAGAAACGGCAAAAUAUAAGGUCAUCUAUGCACAUAGCUUUGGUUCUACCAGAUAUGAGUCAGCUUUUGUACCCUUGGAAAUACUUGAAGAAUUAGGGGCUUAUGUUGUCUCUUUCGAUAGACCUGGUUAUGGGGAAAGUGAUCCACAUCCAAAACGAACCAUACAAACUAUAGCUUUGGAUAUGGAAGAGCUUGCUGAUCAACUCGGACUUGGCCCUAAAUUUUAUGUUAUGGGGUUUUCCAUGGGUGGUCAUGCUGUUUGGGGUUGCCUCAAGUACAUCCCUGAUCGGUUAGCUGGAGCAGCUCUUGUUGCUCCCUCUAUCAAUUACUGGUGGCCUGGCUUUCCUGCUAAUUUAUCUGCAGAAGGAUACAAUCUACUGUUCCCACGGGACCAAUGGGCUCUUCGAGUUGCACAUUAUGCACCUUGGCUAGUCUACUGGUGGAACACUCAGAAGUGGUUCCCGUACAGUAGUGUUAUAGCUGGAAAAUUCAAGAGGUCUCCCCCAGAUAUGGAAGUUGCUUACAGAUUUGCUAAGCAUGCAAGUGAAAUACAAAAACAUAAGGAAUAUGCUGUAAAACAAGGAAUAUUCGAGUCCCUCCACCGCGACAUGAAGGUGGGGUUCGGGAAAUGGGAUUUUGAUCCUAUGGAUCUUAAGAACCCUUUCCCAAAUGGUGAAGGCUCGGUCCACUUGUGGCAUGGUGACCAAGACUGGAUUGUACCUGUUAUAUUACAACGUUACAUUGCAGAAAGGCUUCCAUGGAUCAACUACCAUGAAAUGCCCAAUGUUGGACAUCUAAUUAUGCGCGAUCCGGCCAUGACGGAGGCUCUCUGGAAGAGAUUUUUGGCAGGAAAGAAAGAACAGAUAGUUCACAAAGAGAUUAAGAGGUUCCUUUUGUAAUUAAGACAGAUUCAUUAUUGAUAUUGGCAUAAUCCUAAUGCACAAAUAUUAAUUAAAAUAGAAUAUAUUUGCUUUGGACUUAAA
This is a messenger RNA of Capsicum annuum, 1749 nucleotides long. RefSeq lists its product as uncharacterized. The transcript has 5 exons. The coding region runs from base 571 to 1665 and encodes 364 amino acids. The record is from RefSeq and is a predicted model, not a curated record. NCBI's taxonomy places the organism in Eukaryota, Viridiplantae, Streptophyta, Magnoliopsida, Solanales, Solanaceae.